Molecule: messenger RNA, 1997 nt
Organism: Pelodiscus sinensis (Chinese soft-shelled turtle)
Lineage: Eukaryota; Metazoa; Chordata; Testudines; Trionychidae
Source: RefSeq, a predicted model, not a curated record
AGAGCAAAUUUUGACGGGGGCCAGAGGAUUUAACCACAGAGGAAGUAGUUCCAAGAACAAGCCACAGAUAUAACUGGUUAGAAGUAGAAGGGGUGGGAGCUGAGUUGGAGCAGAGGGAGAGUUAGAGCUCCCCUAGGAUACUAAAGGGAAUGUGAUAAGGUGUGGGGAGUGCAGGAUAUCCAAGGGACUGAAAGGAGGCUUACAGAGACCCCAAACUAAGCAGAGUGAGAUCUCUGCUAGGGCAUUGAACAGAAUUCUCUCCAACACAGGCAGGGCCGGCCUGCCUGCCCCUUUGCUCUGUGCAGACACGAUCAGCCCCUAUCAUCACUGUUGGCUGCGUCCUGAUUUGGAGCCAGCUGGCAACAAAGAGUUUCCUUCCCGAGGGGUCCCUGAAGCUCCCCCGGGCGGCUCUGGCGGCGCCCCGUGAAAACGCUCCCUGCUCGGCCUCCAGCCCCUGCAGCCGCGGCCUCUCCGAACCUGCUUCUGCAAUGGGUAAUGAGGAGCUGUGGGUCCAGUCAGUCUUGGAGAUGCCGAAGAGAAGAGACAUCCUGGCUAUCGUGCUGAUAGUCCUGCCCUGGACGCUGUUAAUCACCGUCUGGCACCAGAGCACCAUUGCACCCCUGCUUGCAGUGCACAAGGAUGAUGGUGGUGACUCCCGGCGUGAUCUGGCCCAAGGCUCGGACUCCAAGGAGUACUGUCUGUCGGACCGCGACAUUGUGGAGGUGGUGAGGACAGAGUACGUGUACACCCGCCCGCCCCCGUGGUCGGACACCCUCCCCACCAUCCACGUCAUCACCCCCACCUACAGCCGGCCGGUGCAAAAGGCAGAGCUGACGCGCCUGGCCAACACCCUCUUGCACGUGCCCAACCUGCACUGGAUCCUGGUGGAGGACUCUCAGCGGCGCACGCCUCUCGUCACCCGGCCGAACGUGGAGACGCCCCGCAACUACAAGUUGAGGGGGGACAUGAGGGACCCCCGCAUUCCCCGGGGGACCAUGCAGAGGAACCUGGCCCUGCGGUGGCUGAGAGAGACUUUUAACAAAAACAGCAGUCAGCCUGGGAUUGUUUACUUCGCCGACGACGAUAACACCUACAGCCUGGAGCUCUUCGAGGAGAUGCGCACCACCAGGAAGGUGUCCGUGUGGCCGGUGGCUUUUGUGGGCGGCUUGCGCUACGAGUCGCCCAAGGUGAACGCAGCAGGGAAGGUGUACGGCUGGAAGACGGUUUUCGACCCCCACCGCCCAUUUGCCAUUGACAUGGCGGGCUUUGCCGUGAACCUCAGGCUGAUACUCCAGCGAUCUCAGGCUUACUUCAAACUGCGAGGAGUAAAAGGAGGGUACCAGGAGAGCAGCCUUCUCCGGGAACUAGUGACCCUGAAUGACCUCGAGCCAAAAGCUGCCAAUUGCACUAAGGUAUGGACUCAGGUACAUAGGCUGGAAGGAGCCAUUCUCCUGUAUCUAUUGCUAACCACAACUGCCAGGAGACGCAGACGCUCGAAAAGGGAGCAUAGAGACUGCCCUAUAGGAUCAGACCUGUCGUCUGUCCAAACCAGUAUCCCAAUGCCCAUCUAGUCCAAUAUGCUGUCUCAGAUGCUUCAAGAAAAGGCCUCCCCCGACACACACACACAAAUGGGCAGUUACGAAGUAAAAUACAUAGUGGGGAAAUUGCAUCUGAAAUUCCAGCCCUUAGUGGCUGGCUUCUGCCCUGGAGUGUGAGGAUUUAUCCCCUCUCGAAACGUCUCUGCUAGCUGCACUAACUCUAGCUGUCAUCCUCACGAUUUACAUGAACGUCUCAAUAACGUCCUGUGACAGUGAGUUCUGCAGAUGAAUUAUGCAUGGUACGGAAGAGCAUUUCCUAUAUGACGGGCGCUGCUUUGCAUUUGCAUUAGGGGUGCCCUUUUUCAUGUACAAUAGCGAACAUCAGCGUGAAUUUGCAGCUCUGCUCCUGCUUCUCCUAAGAUGUUACAGGAAAUGGAGGGGUAAAGAGGACGAGAAAUA